AACUCUCUCUUCAGCGUGCCACCAACAUCAGCACUGAGAAGCUUGCUCGAGUAGUAGUUGAUAAUGCCCUCAGGUUUUUCCGCCACAGUUCUGCUCUUGGUGAAAAGGUCACGAGUUUGUGAUGACGGUCCAAGAAGAGGACGAGACUCAGUUCUACAGUGGAGCUAUCAAAGCUCCCAAAGUUCUGCCGACAUUGUAGAGUCCAGAGCCGGAGCCGUGUACGUGGAUUGGCGGUUCAAUUUGGAGAAUCUUUGGCUGGUCAAUGCACUUGGAGAAAAAAAGUUGCUCAUCACAGAUGCAGAGAACUCUGCUGCCUAUGCCAUGCUUUGUAGCCUGAAAGAUGAGAAUGCCAUUUGAUUCUUCUCUGAAGACGGAGCACUGUCUCCUAUGAUAUUCACAUGGAUUUCUCACACAGCUCAGAAUCAUAAUAAAAGUGGCUAUAUGAAAUGAGGUAUUUCAUCUAUCAUCAUGGGGUAGAAGUCCAUUUGAAUGAAUGAUUAUCUUCCAU
Cuscuta campestris is the source of this 508-nucleotide messenger RNA. NCBI's taxonomy places the organism in Eukaryota, Viridiplantae, Streptophyta, Magnoliopsida, Solanales, Convolvulaceae. The record is from the annotation of a GenBank genome assembly.